Messenger RNA from Elaeis guineensis (African oil palm), 772 nucleotides. RefSeq names its product dirigent protein 22. Lineage: Eukaryota; Viridiplantae; Streptophyta; Magnoliopsida; Arecales; Arecaceae. The record is from RefSeq and is a predicted model, not a curated record.
ACUCACAACCAAAACCCAACCUCCCAUCCCAUUCCCACCAUCCUCUCUCCCUCUGAAGCUUCUCAUGGCCAAACUCUUCUCCAUCUCCAUUCUUCUCCUCUUAUUCACCACCAUCAUUCCCUCCUUAGCCAAGGAUGGAGAACACUACAGUUUCCUCCAGAGCCAAAAGCCGGUGACGCCGCGGGUGCCCCAGAAGCUGAGCCACCUGCGGCUCUUCUGGCACGACAUCGUAAGCGGGCCGGAUCCGACCGCCGUCCGGGUGGCCCAGGCGGCUUCGGCCAAUAAGUCGGCGACGGGGUUCGGCACGUUGGUCAUCAUCGACGACCCGCUGACCGUGGGCCCUGAGCUCACUUCGAAGCUAGUAGGCCGGGCCCAGGGGAUCUACGCGCUGGCAUCCAAGGAGGAGGCGGGCCUGCUGGUGUCCAUGAACUUCGCCUUCAUCGAAGGCAAGUACAACGGCAGCACGGUGACCAUAUUGGGCCGGAACGCGGUGUUCUCGGAGGUGAGGGAGAUCCCGGUGGUAGGGGGAAGUGGGCUAUUCCGGAUGGCCCAAGGUUAUGCCCUGGCCCGGACGUAUAGCUUCAAUCGUAAGACUGGAGAUACUGUGGUGGAGUACAAUGUUUUUGUGAUGCAUUACUGAUGAAGGGUAUUGUUUUCUGAUUUAGUCUUGUGUUUUCUUGAUGUUGGUUGCAAGGUGGCCAUCAUGGUGUCAAGGUGUUUUUGGUUCUUUCAGUCAAUAAUGGAUGCCACUGUUAGCGUCUCCCUCGCCCUA